Molecule: messenger RNA, 390 nt
Organism: Rattus norvegicus (Norway rat)
Lineage: Eukaryota; Metazoa; Chordata; Mammalia; Rodentia; Muridae
Source: RefSeq, a predicted model, not a curated record
AUGUCCUGCCAGCAGAGCCAGCAGCAGUGCCAGCCCCCUGCCAAGUGCCCUCCUAAGUGCCAAACCCCAAAGUGCCCUCCAAAAUGCCCCCCAAAAUGUCCUCCCAAGUGCCCCCCUGUGUCUUCCUGCUGUAGCCUGGGUUCUGGGGGCUGCUGCAGCUCUGGUGGCUGCUGUGGCUCUAGCUCUGGUGGCUGCUGCAGCUCUGGGGGUGGAGGCUGCUGCCUGAGCCACCACAGACCCCGCAGAUCUCUCCGUCGCCAUCGCCAUAGCUCUGGAUGCUGUAGCAGUGGUGGCAGCAGUGACUGCUGUGGCAGCAGUGGCUGCUGUGGCAGCAGCGGUGGCAGCAGUGGUUGCUGUGGCAGUAGCCAGCAGUCUGGGGACUGCUGCUGA